GCUUGCAACGAUAUAGAUGUUUUCUAAGAAUGCCAGAAAUGAAAAACAGCCGUGAGAGACAGAAUAAGAUUGGAAACUAGAAAUAAACUGUUUGCUCUAACUAAACAUGUGACUGUAUUUGCUGUUUUUUUACCAACGUUCAAACCAAGAUUGUUGUCAUUUUUCAUAUAAUUUAACAUAGAGUUUAUGGUUUAUGGUGCUCGAUUUAGUCCAGCUAUAAUAAAUUGCAGCACUACAAAUGCUUUUAUACCUUCAUUUUACUAAUGAUUUUUGCUAAUUUUAGCAUUAAAAAGUCCGUAAUCUACUUCUAUAUACAGAUUUCUGUGGCAAUACCUUCAACACUUUUACUUUUCUGAUGAACAAACGCGUCAUAUAUUUACUUGUUUAAUAGCCUGUUUUUUUAAUCAUAAAAAUUUAGCUCAAAUUACAUCUGAAAACUGAUGUUUUGUCGUUAACUGCUUCUGUCUGAAAGUUUUAUAUUUUUAUAAGCAUAAAGUCUCUUCAUUCAAAAUAGACGCAAAAAAUGGCAUCUACAAGUGGUAGUUGUUUUUCUGGGAUGCUGUUGGUGGUUUUAAUAUUGAGCAAAUCUCAAGCACAAGACUUCAGUCUCGAGGUCGUUUCAAAAAGCCAGUCGGAGAUCGAGAUCCAACUUACCAUGUUAAACUCUUCAGCUACCAUUCAGUCCAUUGACAGUAUCGAGUGUGCGAAAGAAAGCGAUGGAACUGCAUGUCCAAACAGCCCAAAUGUAUUAAUCUCCGGAAGCAACGCAAACCUGCCCUUCGAUUUCCUCGGCAUCGGCGAGUCUUACCGAUUUUCAGUGUCUUCAAUUGUCUACACAUUGAACGGCGCGAAUCAAAUGGAUUCGGCUGAAGUCAGUUUGGAAUCGUGCACAGUUCCUACUACACCUACUGAUGACGUUGACUGGUACUCAUUGUCAAUAAUUGAUGGAACGAAUUUCGAGUUGCCUGACUCUGCCAACAACUACGAGAUCACUUUGGUCCCAACAUUCUGCACUGGCAACAGAACGCUAGUGCACUAUGAGGGGUAUCCCCCCAUCAUUUACUAUGUUCAGACAGGAUGUGAAUACCGGAUACUUUACGCAAACAGAUGCGAGACGAGCAGUGGUGAAAUAACUCCUUCCGAAUACGUCGAAUUCAGCGAAACUUUUUGCACAGCCCCUGAGACUCCUGUGCCAGCUAGCUCACUGACCCUUGUCAACUUCACCGAGACCAUGAUUGAGAUCAGUGGGUUUGGAGUCUCUUCGGGUGAGUACGAGGCGAUCGAAGUCGAAUUCAGCACUGGAUCUGGAUGUCCAGGUGGUCCCAUUCUUCGCAACUUGUCCACGGGAGAGACAGACCUGAAGGCGGAGGAUUUGAUCCCAGGGUGUCUCUACACUUUGAAGUACUCGGCCGUGUGUCACGCAGAUCAAGGUUCGGCAGAAUCUGCCACCAGACAGGCAACGCUAGGAGAUACGCUGUGCACAAUUCCUCGAGAAAUUGAGACAUCUUCUCUUUUUCAUACUGCAACAGCCAACUCCAUCUCAAUUCAAGCGGCAUCUCUCCGUGUUCAAGCUGUAGAGGGCAACCUGUACCGGUUCAAGGUCAAAACAGUGACCCCUAAUGGGUCAUAUGACGUGGAUGCUCCUCAGCCUGACACGGGAACUCUGACUGUGUCACUUUUGUCGCCUGCAACCAAAUACGAAUUUGAACUUGAAAAUGAGAACUUGUGUGAUGAAGUGUCAAAACUGAGCACCCAAUAUGCAGCUUGCACACUUCCCACAGCUCCCGAGAAGUCUUCAAUUCAAGUCGAAUGUGACUUGACGAGCGUGAUAAUCAAGGGAACAGUUUCGAAUGUCCAGGCCAAUAUCGGACCCCUCGACUCAUACAGGAUAAACUCGGUCAACAGUAUCUCUCCCACGACCGCUGACCUGGCUGCAAAGAAUGCGGAUCUGGAGGUACCUGGAUUGGAGUCAGGGACUGUCUAUGAGAUCAAAGUGGCCACUGUUGUGGACACUAUUGCAGACUGUGACACCUUAGAGUCCUCGGAACAAACGACGAUCAGAGUCUGCACAAAACUAGCUGGUGUUCUCGACUCUUUGACCUUGAGUGACUCUACUGCGACCUCACUCACUAUCAGUGGAUUUGGAGUGACCUCUGGAAGCUUCACCUCACUAAAGAUUACUCUUCAAGGGAUCUAG
This is a messenger RNA of Symsagittifera roscoffensis, 2197 nucleotides long. RefSeq lists its product as uncharacterized. The transcript is spliced from 8 exons. The record is from RefSeq and is a predicted model, not a curated record. The coding region runs from base 524 to 2197 and encodes 557 amino acids. Lineage: Eukaryota; Metazoa; Xenacoelomorpha; Acoela; Convolutidae.